CUGUUGCUACAUCCGGUCUGUGUUGUUUCCGGUCCGACCCUUUUCUCUCUCCGCUCCAGUGUCUUUUUUGCUUUGUGGCCCACGUGAGAAGAAAAUACAUUUCUAUCCUGUAGAUUUCAGGAAACAUUUGGACCAAAUGGCGUCAUCUUUCGAGCAGAUGAGGGCGAACGUAGGCAAACUCCUGCGAGGGAUCGAUAGGUACAACCCUGAAAACCUCACAACUUUGGAGCGCUACGUGGAGACACAAGCCAGAGAAAACGCUUAUGACCUGGAGGCGAACCUGGCCGUGCUGAAACUAUACCAGUUUAAUCCAGCCUACUUCCAGACUCAUGUGACAUCCCAGAUUCUGCUGAAAGCUCUGACCAACCUGCCGCACACAGACUUCACUCUCUGCAAGUGUAUGAUUGACCAAACACACCAGCAAGAGGAGCGUCCCAUCAGACAGAUCCUCUACCUGGGGAACCUGCUGGAGACCUGCCACUUCCAGAGCUUCUGGACGAGUCUGGAGGAGAACAGGGAGCUCAUUGAUGGGAUCACAGGUUUUGAGGACUCUGUUCGCAAGUUCAUCUGCCACGUCGUGGGGAUCACCUACCAGACCAUCGAGCACCGGUUACUGGGCGAGAUGCUCGGAGACCCACUGGACACGCAGCUGAAGGUGUGGAUGAAUAAAUAUGGCUGGACGGAGAACGAGGACGGACAGAUCUUUGUCUACAACCAGGAGGAGAGCAUCAAGCCUAAGAACAUCGUGGAGAAGAUCGACUUUGAGAGUGUUUCCAGCAUCAUGGCCACCUCUCAGUGACACCAAGACUCACCUCAGUCGUCAUGAACACACUCUUUUGAAUAAAUGUAAAUUAUCA
Nothobranchius furzeri (turquoise killifish) is the source of this 857-nucleotide messenger RNA. RefSeq names its product eukaryotic translation initiation factor 3, subunit K (gene eif3k). Gene Ontology annotation, molecular function: translation initiation factor activity; ribosome binding. NCBI's taxonomy places the organism in Eukaryota, Metazoa, Chordata, Actinopteri, Cyprinodontiformes, Nothobranchiidae. Gene Ontology annotation, cellular component: eukaryotic translation initiation factor 3 complex; cytoplasm. Gene Ontology annotation, biological process: regulation of translational initiation. The record is from RefSeq and is a predicted model, not a curated record.